Frieseomelitta varia is the source of this 2088-nucleotide messenger RNA. Its product is annotated as BTB/POZ domain-containing protein 10. Gene Ontology annotation, cellular component: cytoplasm. The transcript is spliced from 7 exons. The record is from RefSeq and is a predicted model, not a curated record. Gene Ontology annotation, molecular function: protein binding. Lineage: Eukaryota; Metazoa; Arthropoda; Insecta; Hymenoptera; Apidae. The coding region runs from base 119 to 1555 and encodes 478 amino acids. Gene Ontology annotation, biological process: positive regulation of phosphorylation.
UUGACGCACCGUAAGUUCCAACGUCGAUGUAACGUAAAGUUUCAGGGCAACGCCUGUCGGGAUGAAUUGUCAUCAAUGACCGUGUGGUGUUUCGUAUUAUCUGUUUCAUCGGCUUGGAAUGCAACUCUCCGUAAAAAGGAGAGGUCAGGUUAACUUUCAAUCUUGCGGCUUAGAGAUUUGCACCCCAGCCAGCUGGCUCUUAAGAAAAGUUGGAUGGUAUUUGUCAGUAUCUAACUUCUGGUCCAAGAUGUCAAAUCCUGCUGAACGUUUGAACUAUGUUCAAGAUAGUAGCAGUGAUACUGAAACAGACAAAGAGACAGGUGGCAGGGGUCGGCAUCGUAUUUACAAGAAUAGAAUGAGUUGUGGUGGCUCUUCCAAACCAAAAUCUUGUUUGGUACAAAGGGAUGGGAGCAGUGAAAGGCACUGUCAUACCUUCAAUUCUGGCAGGCAAAACACUAAUAUUAAUCAACAAAACAGACUUUGCUCUGGAGUCGGUGUUGGAAAAAAUCAACAAAGUCAAAAUAGGGACAAUUUACCAUCGUCAGGAUCUGUUACUGGUAUAAAUAAUCCUCAAGCUAGUGAUGAACGCAUUACUCUUAUUGUUGAUAAUACCAGAUUUAUCGUUGAUCCUGCAUUAUUCACUGCACAUCCAAACACAAUGCUAGGUAGAAUGUUCAGUUCCGGUGUUGAGUAUGCUCAACCAAAUGAACGUGGUGAAUAUGAAGUUGCAGAUGGUAUAUCUGCCAUGGUGUUUAGAGCUAUUCUUGAUUAUUAUAAAGGUGGCGUAAUUCGAUGCCCGCCGGCAGUUGCCGUUCAAGAAUUACGAGAAGCUUGCGACUAUCUUCUUGUCCCGUUCGACGCUAAUACAGUAAAGUGUCAGAAUUUAAGAGGAUUGUUACAUGAAUUGUCCAACGAAGGUGCACGAUGCCAGUUCGAAGUAUUCCUGGAAGAUUUAAUAUUGCCGCUAAUGGUAAACAGCGCGCGUAGAGGCGACCGCGAGUGUCAUAUCGUUGUUUUAUUGGAAGACGAUAUCGUCGAUUGGGAUGAAGAAUACCCGCCACAAAUGGGAGAAGAAUAUUCACAAACCGUUAAUAGCACCGCUAUGUAUCGGUUCUUCAAGUACAUCGAAAACAGGGACGUGGCUAAGCAGGUAAUGAAGGAACGCGGUUUAAAAAAGAUUCGCCUAGGUAUCGAAGGAUACCCCACCUAUAAGGAGAAGAUCAAGAAAAGAGCCGGAGGACGUGCCGAAGUAAUUUACAAUUACGUGCAAAGGCCAUUUAUUCACAUGUCUUGGGAGAAGGAAGAAGCGAAAAGUCGGCAUGUCGAUUUUCAAUGCGUGAAGUCAAAGUCUGUGACAAAUCUCGCGGAAGCUACUGCCGAUCCGGUAUUAGACGCUGGCGGAAACCCGAUAGCAAUCGCUCUCUUACAAGCAGCUGAACCAGUGCCACAACCAGAGGUUGUUUUAGCAGUUGGUUCGGACGCCGACGUCGAGGGUGCCAUAGGUCUAUCGGCUGAUCACGAUCUGGGACCGAUACCACCUGACGAGUUACCAUGAAUGCCGAUUGUAGAAGUUAGAACGAACAGACACGAAUUUCGAUUACCAAGUAUUUACGGACUGCUUUCUUCUUGUGUCAAUUUUUAAACACGGCCAGACUCGCUUAUCUCACAAUGUCUGUUUAAUUAAGAAAGUUAAGCUUCGAAUUAUUGGUUUCUAAAAGAAUGAGAUUUCAUCGUGUUUCGUCGUAUUUUUAUAAGAUAAUCAACGCCAGACGAACAAAAUUUCCUCAAUGAACACGAUCGCGCUUCACAUCAACGAAGGUGGAAAUAUAUUUCUUAUGUGGGUUCGGCAAAUCUGAUUUUGACCCAUGUCAAAAUGGUGUGUAUAGUGAAGUUAUAUCGCAUCUUGUGGAUGUUCCAACUAGUUUAAAAAAUGUCCGCUGUGACUUUUUCAAUUUUGUAUGUAACGUUAAACAUAAAAACCUCUCUCAUAAUUACAUGUCAAAUACGAAAUAACGAAUUCGUUUGGUAUGUAUCUGCGAAAAGUAUUCCCGUUUUAUACAAUUAAUAAAGUUGAAUAUUGUUUCCGAG